Messenger RNA from Erythranthe guttata (spotted monkey flower), 1298 nucleotides. The record is from RefSeq and is a predicted model, not a curated record. NCBI's taxonomy places the organism in Eukaryota, Viridiplantae, Streptophyta, Magnoliopsida, Lamiales, Phrymaceae.
AUGAAAGACAAUGUGCAACAUCUGUCUACAUAUGGAAUGAUUCAUCGUCAAUCCAAUCUUUUUUCUCGUAUUUCUCCUCCCGCAAACUCUAGAUAUGUCAACGGAGGAUUGCGGAAUAUUCCAUCGCCAUCAUUCAGAGGAACCGGUAUGGAACCGAUUUCCCGUUUCCUUAUACAAGCACCGGCGGAAAAAGAAAACGGGUUUUCGGGUUUUAUGGUGGAUUUUCUAAUGGGAGGGGUUUCCGGUGCAGUAUCAAAGACUGCGGCUGCUCCGAUCGAGCGAGUCAAACUGUUGAUCCAAAACCAAGACGAGUUGAUCAGAGCUCGUCGGUUGUCUGAACCGUACAAGGGAAUUUCCGACUGCUUUGCAAGAACUGUUAAGGAUGAAGUGAUAUAUUGUGAGUGUUUGCAGGCGUUCAACUUUGCUUUCAAAGAUUACUUCAAGAGACUUUUUAACUUCAAGAAAGACAGAGACGGAUAUUGGAAGUGGUUCGCCGGAAAUUUAGCAUCUGGUAGUGCCGCUGGUGCUUCGUCUCAACUAUUUGUUUACUCGAUCGACUAUGCUCGAACCCGUUUGGCAAAUGAUUCCAAGGCUGCAAAAAAGGGCGGUGAAAGGCAGUUUAACGGUUUAAUCGAUGUUUAUCGAAAAACAAUUAAAUCUGAUGGUAUUGCUGGACUUUACCGUGGAUUUAACAUUUCUGUCGUUGGAAUUAUAGUCUACCGCGGCCUUUAUUUCGGAAUGUACGAUUCCCUCAAACCCGUUGUCCUAAUCGGUACACUUGAGGAUAGUUUCUUGGCUAGUUUUAUGCUGGGAUGGGGUAUAACUAUCGGUGCUGGAUUGGUUUCUUACCCAAUCGACACGGUUCGUAGAAGAAUGAUGAUGACUUCAGGCGAAGCAGUCAAAUAUAAGAGCUCGAUCGACGCAUUUUCACAAAUCAUUAAGAAAGAAGGAACUAAGUCGCUAUUUAAGGGCGCUGGAGCAAAUAUCUUAAGAGCCGUCGCAGGUGCCGGUGUGCUUGCUGGCUAUGACAAAUUGCAGGUUAUCAUGUUUGGCAAGAAAUAUUGAUCUGAAGGUUCUCGUUAGAACCAAAAAAAAAUGGUGAUAUGAUUACGAUAAUGGCGACUAAAUUGACGUUUGUUUGAGUGCGUUUUUUUCGGAAUAAUGUUUUGAUGAUUGGUGUUUAUAGAUUUGGUGCAAAUUUAUGUUGGGAAAUGUAUAGGUAGAACUGAACUACAGUAAAACCUCGGUAAAAUAAUAGUUGAUAAAUUAAUAACCUCGCUUAAAUAAUAAUUUUUUUU